Messenger RNA from Lactuca saligna, 1828 nucleotides. The record is from the annotation of a GenBank genome assembly. NCBI's taxonomy places the organism in Eukaryota, Viridiplantae, Streptophyta, Magnoliopsida, Asterales, Asteraceae.
AUGUCAAUGGAUGAUUCUUUAUACUCAUCAUACUGGUGCUACAGAUGCAGCCAAUUUAUCAAUGUUCCGACUCACCGGUUAGAUUCUUCUUUCUUUUGCCCGGAUUGCAACGGUGGAUUCGUAGAGGAGCUCGGUGGCCCGACCCAGAUACCCGAGUCAACACUUUCGGACUCUCACCGGAGACGUUUUCCUGCUGCGGCUCUAUACAUGGUCGGAAACGAGCAACAUAGCUCAGUAUCAAGUCCUAGCCCACCGGUGCUUCGCCGUACUGUAAGGAACCCAGGUGAUCGGUGGCCGUUUAACCCCGUCAUCGUCGUCCGUGGACAGACUAGCAACGGGAACACGCCGCCCGUUGAAUCCGGCAACGGGAGAGGGUUUGAGAUGUAUUAUGAUGACGGAGCUGGGUCUGGUUUGAGGCCAUUACCGGUGAGUAUGUCGGAGUUUUUGUUGGGUGCUGGUUUUGACCGGUUAUUAGAUCAAUUGACUCAAAUUGAAGCGAAUGGGUUAGGGAGAAUCGACCAGAAUCCCCCGGCGUCAAAGGCCGCCAUUGAAGCACUUCCGACGAUUGAAAUUCAAGAAAUUCAUACUUUCACAGAAUCCCAUUGUGCUGUUUGUAAAGACCCAUUUGAAUUACAAACAGAAGCUAAAGAAAUGCCUUGUAAGCAUUUAUACCAUUCGGGUUGCAUUCUUCCAUGGCUAAGUUUACGUAAUUCAUGCCCAGUUUGCCGCCACGAACUGCCGUCGGAUAAUCAAGAAUCAGUAUCUGACGAUAACGAUGUAGCAGCAGGAUUAACGAUUUGGAGGCUGCCUGGCGGCGGUUUUGCGGUGGGGAGGAGGGGAAGGGAGAGAGAGAUACCUGUUGUUUUUACUGAAAUGGACGGUGGAUUCAACAUCAACGGAGGUCCAUGGAGGAGGAGGUCAUGGGAUUUAAGAGGAAACGGUGGUGGAGGGAAUGGCGGAUUCCGGCGGUUUUUCAAUAAUAUGUUUUCUUGUUUCAGUGGUGGUGGUCGAGGGCGGAGAGGUUUGUCCUCUAGUUCGAGUUCCAGUUCUGAUGAUGGAGUAAGCCAUAGAAGCAGAUUUAUUCCGGCGAUUUUUAGCAGCUCCUCACGGCGGCAGAGGGCGUGGGCUUCUGACGAGUUGUUCAUUCCGAUCGCUAGUCUCCUGUUAGUACUUCCGAUCAAUUGCACCUUUCCCUAUUAUUGCAUCACUUCCACGCAUCAGUAAACACCACAACCACAAAUAAAGUAAUAAGAGACAAUGAUACACUUGUUUCAGCUGGUGAAAUGUAUGAAUUUGGCUUUUUUACCCUCGGUAACUCUAAGUAUCGAUACUUGGGGAUAUGGUAUAAUAAGGUUUUUCCUCAGACAGUUGUAUGGGUUGCUAACAGAGAGACUCCACUUACAGAUACCACCAGUGUGCUCAGAGUCAAUAACAUGGGAACACUGCUGCUUCUCAAUGGAUUUUAUCACAGGGAGAAAUAGAUGCUUGACAUCUUGGAAGAGUCUAGAUGAUCCUUUUCCAUGUCCAUAUAUAAUUUACUGGGAUACAAAUGGAUAUCCACAAGCAUUUUAGUUGAAAAAGUAUAUGCAACAGACGUUUAUGAAGGUUGUACAUACUAAGGAUGUGCUUACUGAACUUAUUCAGUACAAACGUUUAUGGAUUCUAAAAUAUGGAAUUAUCAAAGGCAAUCUUACUGUGAAUUCAAACACACAACGUCCCGUGAGAUGUGAAGCUGAAGUGAGUCUUCAAGAAAUAAUGUUGUACUCUGAGAAAUUGAUGAUAUAUAGCAUUGAACUUUCAAAAUUUUGUAAUAGUUAAUUAAAAUAGC